Molecule: messenger RNA, 1228 nt
Organism: Saccostrea echinata
Lineage: Eukaryota; Metazoa; Mollusca; Bivalvia; Ostreida; Ostreidae
Product: putative methyltransferase C9orf114 homolog
Exons: 4
Coding region: 52-1170 (372 amino acids)
Source: RefSeq, a predicted model, not a curated record
GGAAAUUCGGAAGGAAAACUGUAAACACGUGUGACAAUUUUUUUAAACAGUAUGGAAACAGAAAAGAAGGAAAUCAAUUAUAAGCGAAAUGAAGAACAGCGGAAAGACUGGAAGAAAAUACGUGAGGAAAGAAGGACACUGAAAAGAAAAUGGAAGGAAGAAAAGUUACUGAAGAAGAUGGAAAAAGAAGCUAAGAAACAAAAAGAACUGGAGCAGAUAAGUAAAGACAACUCUACAGAGAAGAAACGGGGACGAGUCUACACUGUCUCCAUAGCUCUACCAGGAUCUAUACUGGAUAAUGCACAGUCACCAGAACUUAGGACCUACUUAGCAGGACAGAUUGCCAGGGCAGCUGUGAUCUUCAACAUUGAUGAAAUCAUCAUCUUUGAUGAGAUAUUCUCUAAAGACUCCUCCAUUGAGGGAGAAUUCCAGGGAGUGGGCAAGAAAGGUCAUGCUAAUGUACAGAUGGCCCGCAUCCUUCAGUAUCUGGAGUGUCCGCAGUACCUCCGAAAAUCAUUCUUUCCACACCAUAAAGACCUCCAGUAUGCAGGGAUACUUAACCCCCUGGACAGUCCCCACCACAUGAGAGCAGAGGAUGAAGUGUUAUAUAGAGAGGGAGUAGUGCAGAAUAAACCGGUCAAAGCUGGGAGAGGGUCACUGGUCAACUGUGGGUUAAAUAAGCAAGAUGUACAGAUAGACAAACUUCUACAACCUGGAAUUCAAGUCACAGUGAGGAUAAACCAGUAUGAUUCAUCAAGGAGGAUAUUAAAAGGCCAGGUGGUAUCCCCGUCUACCCCAAGGGAAGAUUCUGGUCUUUACUGGGGUUACUCUGUCAGACUUGCCAAAAGUAUUGGAGCAGUGUUUACUGAGUGUCCAUACAAGGAUGGCUACGACUUGACGAUAGGGACAUCAGAGAGAGGGGACUGUGUAGACAAUGUUAAGAUUGACACAAGUUUUGGUCAUGCUUUGAUUGUGUUUGGUGGUGUACAAGGACUUGAGGCGAGUCUGGAGUCAGAUGAGGCAUUAGAUAUUGAUGACCCCAGUUUAUUGUUUCAGUAUUAUAUAAACACUUGCCCUAACCAGGGAAGUCGAACCAUUCGUACAGAAGAAGCUAUACUUAUCAGCCUCGCCUCCAUCAGACCCAAAUUAACAGGUCUGGGAAAAACUUGAUGUUUUAUUCUAUAUAAAGGUGUAAAAAUGUACAGGUAGUAAAUAAAUGUAACAACUG